AUGCCUUAUGCUGUGCAAGCCUCAACUUCGACUUCAGCAGCAAGACCUGGUGUUAGUCCUUGCUCAGUGCAGAGCCCUCCACCUCCUCCCUAUCAAAAUGAGCUCCUAGAUCCAACUGGUUCUCUCUACAUUAACCAUUCAUCAUCAAUGCAAGCUGCAUCUAUGAUGCCUGUCUCUGGUCAUCCUCCAACUUGUCGAUCAAAUACAAUUCCUUCUCCUGGACCUGCCAGACUCAAGAAACAAAAAAAAGAUCGUAAACCACGCACACCCUUUACUAGUACCCAAUUGAUUGCUCUUGAAAGAAAAUUUCGACAACAACGAUAUCUUUCAGUUGCAGAGAGAGCAGAGUUUGCUGAAUACCUUAACUGACUGAACCAAGUUAAAAUAUGGUUCCAGAAUCGACGUGCUAAAGAAAAGAGACUUAGAGAAGCUGAAGCUGAAAGAGCUGCUCGUAGCUUAGGAAUCCCUCUUUCAUAUGCUCAUGCUUAUCACACAGACUUACUACAUAAUCCAUUAAUCCCGGGUUCAGCUGUUCCACAUUCAAUGCCAUUACAGUCAUCAACAAAUCUUGGGCUGUUUCAACAGGGGCCUCUCAUAGCUUCUCCUCCAGUUCCACAUACUCCACAUUAUCCUACAGCUCAGCCUGUUCUCUUUCAUCCGCCUCCUGUGAAAUACGAAGCUCAUCAUCACUCUGUUGCUACAUCAACCUUAGGUUUAAUGAUGGACCCAAAUCGAACAAUAGGACAUAUGCCACACACAACUAUAUCUUGA
Gigantopelta aegis is the source of this 771-nucleotide messenger RNA. Its product is annotated as homeobox protein MSX-2-like. Lineage: Eukaryota; Metazoa; Mollusca; Gastropoda; Neomphalida; Peltospiridae. Gene Ontology annotation, biological process: regulation of transcription by RNA polymerase II; embryonic morphogenesis. The record is from RefSeq and is a predicted model, not a curated record. Gene Ontology annotation, cellular component: nucleus. Gene Ontology annotation, molecular function: DNA-binding transcription factor activity, RNA polymerase II-specific; RNA polymerase II transcription regulatory region sequence-specific DNA binding.